Molecule: messenger RNA, 1005 nt
Organism: Daphnia magna
Lineage: Eukaryota; Metazoa; Arthropoda; Branchiopoda; Diplostraca; Daphniidae
Exons: 1
Coding region: 73-912 (279 amino acids)
Source: RefSeq, a predicted model, not a curated record
CUUGCCGCCAGGAAGACUCUCUGGAUAUAUUCCGCCAGCCUAGCCCCCUGGUGGGGCGGGUUCUGGGAACGAAUGGUGAGGAGCGUCAAGGAUCUGCUUCGACGCUCCAACGGUCGAGCUUGUCUGGACUACAUGGAAUUGGAAGCAAGCUUAAUUGAGAUAGAAAGCGUGAUUAACGCACGCCCGCUCAGCUAUAUCGGAGAAGGAGCCGAUGAUCCGCUUCCAAUCACUCCUAACCAAUUCCUCAACAAUCGACGUUCUACUCGCGCGGACCCGGAGCCAGCUACUAAUUUAAUAGCUCCUACCUCAACUAGCACCAAGUUGUUAGAAAUGGAUAAGCUCAGAAGAAAUUACGUUGCCGAUAUCUGCUCCAGAUUUGUGGACGACUAUUUACGUCAACUGGACAACUUUCACUCCAAGGGGAAGUCCGGAAGAAAAAUCCGCCUAGGAGAAAUCGUCGUAAUCCACGACGAAAACUCCAAACGUUUAAUGUGGCCGAUAGGAGUAGUUAAGGAAUUAAUACCUAGCCGUGACGGACUUAUUCGUUCCGUGAUGCUUAAAAUUCCCAACGGGAACCUCAUUAAUCGAGCAAUUCAGUCCCUUCACCCCACAGAACUAAGAGAAGAUCGAGAUGAGGACAUCGAGAUUGAAAAUCCGGAUCCGACCCAGGAGCCGGAUGAGGAUCCAGCUCCACUUGUCCUAACACCGGAAAUUGAGCCAGCGGUCAGAAAUGUGGUACCGGCCGCCGGAGAGACGGACAACGUCGUCGGAGAAGUCGAGCCAGAUGGUACGGGCUCUAGUGGGGAGUAUGUUGGGAAUGUAAUCGCCCAACAGACGACGACAACCCGAUCCGGCCGCCGGACGACUGCACCCGCGCAUUUGCGCGACUAUUGUCUCAGGGGCCCCCGAUAGGUGGCCCCAAACCCCCAUUGUUUCCCCUCCUUUAAUUGUUACCCCCCCACUAAGUGACUGUAAAUCUAUCAGUGUAAAUCAAAUAGACGGUUG